AAUGGGAGGAACAGUUUCAAAGCAUACAACUCCACAUUAUCCGCCUUCCAGGCAGGUUUUGACAAGUUAUGGUCCAAUUGAAGGCCGUCGGCUUAUUCAUGAAGGGGAGAAGCAGGUGGACGCGUUCCAAGGUAUUCCGUACGCCGCUCCGCCAAUUGGUAAUUUGAGAUUUGCGCUUCCUCAACCCCACGAAAAAUGGACGGAAGUCAGGGAGACCAAAUCAUUCGGAGCUAGAGGAAUUCAAAAAGAUCAUGUGCUUUCGCCAAAGACAUCCCCACAAUCCGAAGACAACCUAACACUCAACAUCUUCACUCCAGUAUGGACCCCAAAAAACGAGACAGGAUUCCCUGUAAUUCUGUACAUCCAUGGUGGAGGUUUUGUCAGUGAUAGUGCUCAUAAAUACGGUGAUAUGAGUAUUUGUCAACACCUUGUGACAAAAGAUGUCGUAGUUGUCACAAUUCAAUAUCGAUUGGGAUUUCUCGGUUUUUGGACAACUGGAGACAGUUCUAUUCCGGAUAAUGUGGCACUUCAUGACAUGGUUUUUGCGUUGAAAUGGGUUAAGGAGAAUAUUGGGCUGUUUAAUGGAGAUCCAAAUAAUAUUACAUUGAUGGGACAAUCUGCUGGUGGAGCUUCUGUCGAUUUUCUCAGUAUUUCUCCAGUCUCCAGAGAUCUCUUCCAAAAAGUGAUCCCAAUGGGAGGAAAUGCCAGUUGUAGUUGGGCAAUACAUCCCCGCCCACUCAAUGCCUGUAGAAACCGUGCUCAGGAAAUUGGAGUUUUUGAUGGAAUGAACACUUUGGAUUGGGUGGAAAAGCUCAGAGAGUUGCCCGCCGAUAAAUUUGCAUCUGCACUUAAUAUGGAAGCAGUUGACACAAAAACUGAUCCCGAAUUGCUCAUUGGUCCCAAAUAUGACAACCUCUUUAUUCCAAGACCAGUUAUGGAGCUCAGAAAGGAGGCCCCAAUGAAGCCAAGAUUGCUGGGAUGUGCCAAGAGUGAGGGUCUUGUUUUUGCGUUCUUCGGUCUAAACACGAAACACCCACUUCACGCUGUUCAACAAGACGUCUCUGCAAUUCUCUCUGAAAAGCUGUUCCCCCUGAAAGCUCGAGACUAUCAAGAAAAAGCUCUGGAAAAACUGAUCGAAAUCGGAACAGAUCAUUCGAAAGAAGAAUGGCAACGAGCGAUGGUUGAUUUGAAGGGCGACUCAUUUUUGAAUGUCGGAAUACAACAGAAUGUUCUGGAUGUAUUGGAGACUCAACCAUCAACUCCUAUUUAUAUGUAUUCGUUUGAUUAUUGCAAUCCAAAAGCUUAUGGAAUUAUGGGAUUUAAGUUGCCGUUUAAAGACGCUACCCACUGUACUGAUAUCAGUUAUGUUGUCGGAAAUCAUAUUGUCAAUUCUUUCGAUUUCAAUGAGGAAGACUAUAAAAUGAUUGAGAUCACCACUCGAUUAUGGACCAAUUUCGCGAAAUAUGGAAACCCAAAUGGCGAGGGUGAUGACGUGGCACAUCUGGAAGAGAAAUGGGAGCCGGCCACAAUCGAAUCCCCACAGACACACAUGGCACUAACAUUACAACCAAAGCUUCAUCACGUCUACAAGCAAGGAAGACCACUGUUCAUGGCAAAACUUCUCAAGGAGGCCAGACCACCGCCGAAUCUCUAAAUUUGCGCGUCAAAUGUGGUGUAAUGUUAUUUGUAUACCGUAUUUUAUUAUAAUAAACGACUUUUUUCCC
This is a messenger RNA of Caenorhabditis elegans, 1724 nucleotides long. RefSeq names its product Carboxylesterase type B domain-containing protein (gene cest-25). Bases 2 to 1654 code for a protein of 550 amino acids. The transcript is spliced from 9 exons. The record is from RefSeq and is marked reviewed. NCBI's taxonomy places the organism in Eukaryota, Metazoa, Nematoda, Chromadorea, Rhabditida, Rhabditidae.